AUGGUCGAUGAGGGCACUUCAUACCAUCAGCAAGUUCAAGCCAUCACUACCUUAAGAAGCGGCAAAAUAGUUGACAAUCAUGUGGAGGAGAAGAAAGAUGAACACAAGGAGGUUGCACAGAAUUUGCAGAAUGAUAAAAGCAAGCAAGUAAGCCAUGAGGCUUCGUCAUCAGCAGCAUCUACUCCAGAGAUCCCAUAUGAGCCACCAGCCCCCUUCCCAGAACGUCUCAAGAAUUCAACACUGACCAGUACAUUCAAGAGGUCCCAUGAAUUGCUAGAAACAGCCGCUAGUGCAGAUUUCCAUCCAUGGAAAGUAGUAAAGGAGCCCCUACCUGUGACAUCAAGCAUUCCUCCUGUUCCAUCCCUACUAUCUCCACCGAAGCUUGAGUUGAAGCCCCUGCCAGAAAAGCUCAAAUAUGCAUUUCUGGGGUCCAACAACACCCUGCCGGUCAUCAUUGCUUCUGACUUACAAAAAGACCAAGAAGACAGUCUGCUCGCAGUGUUAAAGGAGUAUAAAGAGGCUAUUGGUUGGACCGUGGCAGAUUUGAAAGGCAUUGACCCCUCUAUCUAUAUGCACCGGAUCCAUUUGGAAGAAGAUGCUCGACCCUCCCGUCAGGCACAGCGCCGGUUGAAUCCCAACAUGAAGGAGGUAGUAAUGAAAGAGGUCGUCAAGUUACUUGAUGCAGGCAUCAUCUAUCCCAUCUCAGAUAGCAAAUGGGACACCCCUUUUCACUUUGAUGAAGCAUGUCACCAGGCAUUCAAGCAGCUCUGGUCCCUAUUAUCCUCUGCUCCCAUCAUGCAGCCGCCUGACUGGUCAUUGCCCUUUGAGAUCAUGUGUGAUGCAUCUGAUUAUGCUGUGGGUGCAGUAUUGGGACAAUGGGUAGGCAAGCUUCAUCAUGUCAUUUAUUAUGCUAAGUUUGACAUUGAGAUUCGGGACAAGAAGGGUACUGAAAAUGUUGUUGCUGACCAUUUGUCACGGAUUUCAUUUGCGACACCCCAGCCGGUUCCUGUUCAUGACUCGUUCCCAGAUGAGCAACUCUUAGAAAUUACUCCGAGAAAUCCGCCGUGGUAUGCCAAUAUUGUCAAUUAUCUAGCAACAGGUCGGAUUCCCUCUCAUUGGUCUAAGCAAGAUAAGGACCGCUUCUUCAAGCAAGUCCGAUUCUAUUAUUGGGAAGAUCCAGAGUUGUUCAAGUAUUGUGCUGAUCAGAUCAUCCGACGAUGUGUUCCUGAGAAUGAAUUUUCCAGCAUUCUUACCUUUUGUCAUUCUCUAGCUUGUGGGGGACAUUUCAGAGUGGAUUAUGUCUCUAAGUGGGUCGAAGCUAUCGCCACAAAGACCAAUGAUCACAAGGUUGUAGUGAAGUUCCUCCAAGCCAACAUUUUUAGCAGAUUUGGUACUCCUCGGGCUAUCAUCAGUGAUGGAGGUAGACACUUUUGCAACCGUUUUUUCAAGGCCUUGCUUCUCAAGUAUUCUGUCACACAUAAGGUAGCCACUCCUUACCAUCCUCAAACAAGU
This is a messenger RNA of Corylus avellana, 1512 nucleotides long. The record is from RefSeq and is a predicted model, not a curated record. NCBI's taxonomy places the organism in Eukaryota, Viridiplantae, Streptophyta, Magnoliopsida, Fagales, Betulaceae.